GCACUGUGGAAGGAAGCGGAAAUAAACGUCGCAACCCGUAUGCUAGUAGCUACGGACUCCUAGGACGGGGUGGAAGCGACACAACACACACACACAUACACACACACACCGUCCAUUGCCUCCGAAGAGGAAGCAGGGAGUGGGCAACUACACGACGGGGUUUCUGUUUGUCACGAGUGCAGCGUCAAAAACGGAAUAUCUCGAGUGGUACCAUACCUUGACCUUUAUGUGAGGUCCAAGCCCUAAAGGAGUGGGUCAUAGACGGGAGGAGAGACUCGGAGGAAAGCAUCUGGCCACACAAGCCCGGGAUACGUGUUUUUAUUUUUUAAUUCAGCCCCUCCCCCCCCACCCCCCACUCCCCGAAGUCAACCACAACCACAGCGAAGAGGGUGUCACCACGCAGCUGCAACCAUGGAGGCCAUCGCCAAAUACGAUUUCACAGCCACAGCUGAAGAUGAGCUGAGUUUCAAGCGUGGGGAAGUCCUCAAGGUAUUAAAUGAAGAGUGCGACCAGAACUGGUACAAGGCGGAGCUAAACGGAAAAGAUGGCUUCAUUCCCAAGAAUUACAUAGAGAUGAAAGCCCAUCCGUGGUUCUUUGGGAAGAUCCCCCGCGCCAAGGCAGAGGAGAUGCUGAACAAACAGAGGCACGACGGGGCCUUCCUCAUCAGAGAGAGCGAGAGUGCGCCAGGAGACUUCUCCCUCUCCGUGAAGUUUGGAAAUGACGUCCAGCACUUCAAGGUUCUUCGUGACGGGGCUGGGAAGUACUUCCUCUGGGUGGUCAAGUUCAACUCCCUCAACGAGCUGGUGGACUACCACCGCUCCACCUCGGUCUCACGCAACCAACAGAUCUUCCUGCGAGACAUAGAGCAGGUCCCACAGCAUCCCACGUACGUGCAGGCGCUCUUUGACUUCGACCCCCAGGAGGAAGGCGAGCUGGGCUUCAGACGCGGAGACUUCAUCCAGGUCCUGGACAACUCCGACCCCAACUGGUGGAAAGGGGGCUGCCAUGGCCAGACGGGCAUGUUCCCCCGCAACUACGUCACGCCUGUCAAUCGGAACAUGUAAACAACACACCGUGUAAACGACGACAACAACAACACCAGAAGCAAACCAUCACCACCAUCCUCAUCGUCCUUGAUCCCAUCAGCCCCAAACAACAAGAAAAACAAUCGCCCCUCUCCUCAUCCAACCGCCCCCCCCCCCCCCCCCCCCACACACACACACACCCCCCCCCACCCGAACAGGAGCAGACAGGACGAUUGCAAAAGAGAAAUAGAGAAAUAGAAGGAGAGCAGGAAGCAUAAAUUGGGUGUAGGGGCGUUGCUGUGUGGGCAAAAAUGGACUUUUACUUGAGCAGAGCUGGUCGGACGGAGCUUUGAUGGAGACCUAAAAGCAGAGAGAGAGCAGUGCACCCCCCACCAAGAUGACCAACAAUGGUCCGCUGCCCACAGCUGCUUCUGUCUUCUCCUUUAACUUCUUAACAUUCUGCCCCUUCUUUUGUGGGGUUUUUGUUCUCUCCCCCCUCCCCCCCCACACUUUUCUUUUCCGCUGCAUGUUUUAAUUACCUAAAUGAAAUGCCUACAGAUAAAUCCUAACUGUUUUAAAGAAAAAAUGUACAAUAAAAAGAAAAAAAAAAGAUGAAGAAAUUGUUUUAAAAAUGUACAAAAAGAAGAGAGGAAAAAAAAGAUGCAAUCUACAGUACUGCAAGUUUCCAUGUGUAACGAGAGCAUUGUACAUCAGCCCCCGGCUGUAUAAAUAAAUCAACUAUAGAGAGAA
Molecule: messenger RNA, 1776 nt
Organism: Pungitius pungitius (ninespine stickleback)
Lineage: Eukaryota; Metazoa; Chordata; Actinopteri; Perciformes; Gasterosteidae
Gene: grb2b
Product: growth factor receptor-bound protein 2b
Exons: 6
Coding region: 412-1065 (217 amino acids)
Biological process (GO): signal transduction; regulation of MAPK cascade
Cellular component (GO): COP9 signalosome; plasma membrane; cytoplasm
Molecular function (GO): epidermal growth factor receptor binding; phosphotyrosine residue binding
Source: RefSeq, a predicted model, not a curated record